AUGGGUUCCCACUCCUCUUUAGCUGAUCUUUCAGCAACUGCUGAAAACUCUACAGCUGUUCCUGUUAAUGCUUCUACUCAGACUACCACGUCACAUACUUCUGUGCAGGCUAUUAGCGUCGAUCCUACUCAGACUUUUGACUACAAUAACGACGACGGUAUUGCAACCCAGACGGCCUCGGCAAAUGCAUCUGUUCAGAAUACUCCUGCUCAACCUGCAAUCGGAGACAAUUCCCACGUUUCUGACGACAACAGCGAAAACAACAUUCCGACACCAGGUAGCGCUACCACCGCUCCCCUCAGAACUCAUUCCGCUGAGGUCUCUGAUGCUACUGCCCAUCCCAACAAUAUCACGCAUGAUUCAUCUGACCCGUCUCGUCCCGCUCAGCUGCUUGCUCGCUUCAUGGCCAUGAACUCAGCUCUCUUUCCUCAAGCUGUGGACGAUUCCGAUGAAACUCAUGAUGAUGAUGAAGUCAUUGUCACCUUGCGAAUUGACGGAUUCGAUAUUAUCAUCCACCGUGAGAUUACCGAGAAGUCCAAGAUGCUUCGCACACGCCUGAACCCCAACUGGGACCCGGAUUGUAUCGCCGUGGUUAUUUUGGAUGGUGACUACAAGAUCUGGCUCAUUGUCGUCCUGGCCAUGUACGGCUGUGUCGCCCUCCCCUUUGGUAUCAUCGAGGACAAGCCCGCCUGUGCUAUCAUUGAAGCUUUAGUCCACUCAGACUACCUCCUGGUCACCUAUGAUGUCCAAGUCUGCCUUUGCCGCAUGAUCACCGCCCGCUUUGCUGCGUUCAAGGACUGGAAGAUAAUUCCGUACAACAGCUUGACACAGCAGUUCCACACCAACAGGGCCAUCGAGAUCAAUGAGACCCACAAGACCUGGAGCGCUCUCGACAAUGGUAUCUACACCCCGUUCCUGGAAGUUGGCUUCGCUCUCCUACUCAGUCACUACUGUCCCCUACCGGUCUACCACCAAGUCAGGCACCAUUUCAGUCACGCCCUAGACGGACUUGGUCACACGGUUGGGAUGCACCUUGCAAAUGGGGACCGUCUUCUUAUCGACUCCGCCUUUUGUCUAUUCACCUUUCCGCCUCCCGGAGUGCUGUGA
Molecule: messenger RNA, 1107 nt
Organism: Truncatella angustata
Lineage: Eukaryota; Fungi; Ascomycota; Sordariomycetes; Amphisphaeriales; Sporocadaceae
Exons: 2
Coding region: 1-1107 (368 amino acids)
Source: RefSeq, a predicted model, not a curated record